Rosa rugosa (rugosa rose) is the source of this 3044-nucleotide messenger RNA. RefSeq lists its product as uncharacterized. Gene Ontology annotation, molecular function: serine-type endopeptidase activity. The transcript has 11 exons. Gene Ontology annotation, biological process: proteolysis. NCBI's taxonomy places the organism in Eukaryota, Viridiplantae, Streptophyta, Magnoliopsida, Rosales, Rosaceae. The record is from RefSeq and is a predicted model, not a curated record. The coding region runs from base 93 to 2495 and encodes 800 amino acids.
UCACACAAUGUCCUUCACAGUUUUCAGUUGAUGCUUCACCUGCAGAACUCUAUAAUUGGAACAGUAGCAGUUCCCCUGCAUUUGGAGACUUCAUGGCUCUUCUUUCCUUCAUCCUCAAUCAAAACUGCUCCCUCCAAAGGUCCCUCACUUUUGGCUUAAUUCCCUACAUAUCCUCCUCCCUCUUCUCUACUCUUUGCAGAGACCACCCCUCCUCCCCUGCCCCACCGCGGGCCUCUCCGCCGGUCCCAAAGAAAGUACCUUUCACAGUCUCAGCUCACGGCAGAACGUGGCAGGACCCCUACCGUUGGAUGUCCAACACCGACGACCCUGAUCUCUCCGACCACCUCAACCAGGAAAACUCAUACGCCGAUGCUUUCAUGGCUGACACUCGCAGCCUCCAACGAACUCUGGUCUCUGAGAUGACAAGUCGUGUGCCCACCAAGAUUUCAACCCCUCCUGAGCUUUGGGGACCCUGGUUGUAUUACCAAUACAUUCCAGAAGGGAAAGAAUACCCAGUUCUUUGUAGAAGAUUAGAAAUCAAAAAGAAAGGUUGGAUUAAGAGUUUUCUUCGCUAUGCAAGAGGAGGAUUUGGAAAGGAGGAAGUUUUGCUCGACUGGAAUGAAAUUGCCAAGAAAUAUGGUUAUGUGCAUGUUGGUACGUGUCGAAUUUCACCAGACCACCAUUUCCUAGCCUACACACUCGAUAUCAAGGGUGAUGAGCAGUUCAUUCUUCAAAUUAAGGACCUAAGACGUGGAUGUAUCAUUCCCAAAGUACAUGUUAAUGGUGUUGUUAGCUUGGCAUGGGCUCAGGAUAGCAGUACUCUGUUUUAUACACUAUCAGAUGAGAAUCAACGACCUUACAGGGUUGUCUGCUCAAAACUAGGAUCUGAUGAUAUGGAAAAUAUCACUGUGUUUACAGAAAGUGAUUCCAGCUUCUGUGUGGAUAUAACAAGCACAAAAGAUGGCAAGUUUAUAACUGUCAAUUCAAAUUCAAGGACUUCAUCUGAGGUUUAUUUGAUAGAUUCUGCCAACCCAUUAGACAGAUUGCAGAAAGUGUGGAAGCGUGUUCCUGGUGUACAGUAUUUUCUGGAACAUCAUCAUGGAAUAUUUUAUGUUCUUACUAAUGCUCCUUUGCGAGAAAGCAAGGAGUGGUCAGGUGAAGGUUAUUACCUAGCUAGAUGCCGUGUUGAAGAUAUACUGUCAUCUAAUUGGCAGAAUAUCAUCAUUCCAAGUGAAGACUUCAGCAUUCAAGACAUGGACAUGUUUGAUGGGCAUCUGGUCCUUUUUCUCAACAAGAAGGAUUGCUCCAUCUUUUGUUCCAUUGAUUUGCCUAUGGCUGUUCAUUGUAAGCAUCAAGUGAAGAUUGAAGAUCUUGAUCCCUGGUUUUUCCCUCUGCCCUCAAAUUCAUGUAGCGUUGCUCCAGGUUCAAACCAUGACUUCCAGAAUUCAGCAUACCGUGUGGUGCUUUCUUCUCCUGUGAUGCCUGAUGUAGUUGUUGACUAUGACAUGUCAACACGGAGAUUCUCAGUUGUGCAGCAAGAAGAAGUGAUCGGCUUUUGUGAUUCAAGCUCACCAGCCAAUGAGAUAGAUAUGAACCAAACUCUUGUUAAACAAAAUGAGAAGGAUAAAAAUGUCCAGAUAAGUGAAUCACAAAGAUGGAAAGACUUUUCUGGUGAAUACUGCUGUGAGAAGAGGGAAGUUAUUUCCCAUGAUGGUGUUAAAGUUCCUUUGACCCUACUGUACUCUCAUACGGCCUGGAAAAAGGGUCGGUCUCCUGGGCUUCUACACGGAUAUGGAGCAUAUGGGGAGGUUUUAGAUAAAAGCUGGUGCACUGAUCGGCUGAGUUUACUUGACCGGGGAUGGGUGGUGGCAUUUGCUGAUGUGAGGGGUAGUGGUGGAGAUUCUUCGUGGCAUAAAGCUGGAAGUCAGUUUAAUAAACUGAAUUCGAUUUACGAUUUUGUAUCAUGUGGCAACUACCUGAUUAAAGAGGGUUAUGUACAUAGCGAUCAGCUUGGUGCUAUUGGACAUAGUGCUGGAGGUCUACUUGUUGGAGCAACUAUCAAUAAGUACCCAGAUCUAUUUCGUGCUGCUAUUUUGAAGGUUCCAUUUCUUGACGUAUGCAACACUCUAAUGGAUCCCAGCUUGCCCCUCACGAUUCUGGAUUAUGAAGAAUUUGGCAAUCCUCAGAUAAAGUCCCAAUUUGAGCAUAUCUUGAGUUAUUCACCUUAUGAUAAUAUCUCUCAAGGCAGUUGUUACCCUUCAAUGCUUGUUACAGCGUCCUUUCAUGACUCGAGGGUCGGGUUUUGGGAAGCUGCCAAGUGGGUGGCCAAAGUUCGAGAUAGCACAUGUCCUCGUUGUUCUUGUUCUGUUAUUCUGAAGACAAAUAUGACCGGAGGACAUUUUGGCGAAGGUGGACGCUAUGCUCAAAGUGAGGAAACUGCGUAUGAUUAUGCUUUCCUUUUUAAAGCUAUGGGGAUGGUGAAGAAUGAAAAAUAAGGCUCACUAUGGAAGUUGGUCUCACAAGAUAGCAGUUGCAGAACUCACUCAAGUCCCAGGUAAGGAAUAAAAUGUUCUUCUUGCAAUCCUGCUAGAUGUUUACAGAAUAAGGCACUGAUUUAGUCAUUCUAGCAGUCAACGCUUGACGCUUACUUAUCUCACUAACAUAUGCAUUUAUGCAACAAACGAGAGCACUUCUGAACAAGGUAGAGCAGCUCCAGAUUGACACAGAAUGGUACGGGUUCCUAGUGCAAGCCUCUCCUUGGAUUUCUCCUCAAAUGAAGUCGAUCAGAGAUUCGCCGGCAAAGUUAUCAUCAAAGAUGAUAAAAGCUUAUCUCAGUCGAAGCAUGAAAGAGGCUCUCUCCUCAAAAGGAGUUGAUUGGAGAUUCACUGGCAAAGUCAUAUUUUAAUGUAGCAACAUUGACAUUGCAAAUGGAUUCAUGGCAUUAUUAUUUGAUUGCAAUCCUUGACCCACAUAUAUAAAGACUAGAGAUGCAUUUUUCUUCGGGUAGAAAUUUUGAAUUUUGAAGGAACGUUCUGAUUAUGGUC